Bombina bombina (fire-bellied toad) is the source of this 2477-nucleotide messenger RNA. It is a transcript of the gene SH3RF2, whose product is annotated as SH3 domain containing ring finger 2. Bases 1 to 2223 code for a protein of 740 amino acids. Gene Ontology annotation, cellular component: nucleoplasm. The record is from RefSeq and is a predicted model, not a curated record. Lineage: Eukaryota; Metazoa; Chordata; Amphibia; Anura; Bombinatoridae. Gene Ontology annotation, molecular function: protein phosphatase 1 binding; ubiquitin protein ligase activity; metal ion binding. The transcript has 9 exons. Gene Ontology annotation, biological process: protein ubiquitination; negative regulation of apoptotic process; positive regulation of JNK cascade.
AUGGAUGAUUUAUUUGUUCUUGACUUGCUGGUGUGCCCAGUUUGCCUUGGAAAGCUUGAUGUUACAGCCAAGGUGUUGCCCUGCCAGCAUACUUUCUGCCAACCCUGCCUGCAGAGGUUAUUCAAAGCAAGGAAGGAAUUGAGGUGCCCUGAAUGCAGGACGCCAGUAUUUUGCAGCAUUGAAGAGCUGCCAACCAACUUGCUCUUGGUACGACUAUUGGAUGGCAUAAGAGGUGGGCAAAGUGUUAUGAGAAAAAAUUCCUUACGAAGAGUGGGGGGUCUUUUUGGCCAAGAAUCCUUUAAGAGGAAUAGAGAACACAAAGAAAAGAAUGAUUCUUAUUACAGGCUGUUCCCUAAGGCCAGAAUGCCAAUCGAAGGGGUGCCAUGUGCCAAAGCCCUAACCAACUACAAAGGCUAUGCACCCAGUGACCUGACUUUCAAUAAAGGAGACAUUAUCGUGUUACGGAGGCAACUAGAUGAAAAAUGGUUUUAUGGUGAAUUAAAUGGGAGUAACGGUAUCUUUCCUGCCAGUUCUGUGAAAAUUCUAUGUCAACUUCAAGAGCCCCCUGCACUCUGCAGGGCAUUGUACAACUUCGAGCUUAAGGACAAAGACAGGGGAGAAAAUAAGGCCUGCCUGAAGUUUGUAAAGGAUGACAUCAUCAGUGUGAUUCGGAGAGUGGAUGAAAAUUGGGCAGAGGGCAAAUUAGGAGAUCAAGUGGGCAUUUUCCCUCUCCUGUUUGUAGAGCCGAACCAUGCCGCAAAGCAACUACUGGAAACAAACAAAAGCAAAAUCAAAAGAAACAGUCUAAGCAGUAGCUCUUUUACACUAAAGAGGUUACCGUCAAAUGCUAAAUCUUCUGAAUCUGCGACAUUGAGCAGGAUGCCCGAAGGAAGAAGAAAAAGUCCCAGGCAAUUCUUGAUUACAAAUGCCCUGAAUACAUUCAAUAAGAUGGUUCAUUCUCCAGGAAGCCGACAGACUCCAGAAAUCAGCACCCCUAUUCUCAUCAGUUCCAGUAAUCCAACUGUCAUUGAAAAAGCAGAUAUUUUACCCGGUUCACAAAUUCAGGUGAAUGGUGCUGUUUAUUAUACCACACUUGGAACACAGGGACAAGGUUCAGCAUUGGUUUCCCUUCCCAAUUCCCAGCAGAGUGUUGUGGCUAACAUGUGUGUUGCUCUUCAGCCGUAUAUUGCUCAUGGACCAGAAGAGAUUGACCUACAGAAAGGCGAGGGUAUCCGUGUCUUAGGAAAAUUCCAGGAAGGUUGGCUUCGUGGGGUCUCUUUAGUGACUGGAAAAAUUGGAGUCUUCCCCAGCCAUUGUGUUAUUCCUGUUUACAGGAAAUCUCUGAAUUAUUCUGAGUUUCGGCCUUCGUCUCAUCAUGGUAAUUGGGUUUCAAGCAGUGCUUCUGUUUCUUCACAAGGCAGCGUGACAGACUAUGGACCCGUCCGAACUGUCAGAUCUGUCUUUGUGCCAACUGCUGUAGUGGAACCAGUCAAAAAGAACACAAGCUCUUCAGCUGUAAUGGCACCAGUCGCUCAAAGGCGUGCAGGCAGUAGCAUCAAAAAACGUUUAUCGCUUCAAAAUAGUGUUCAGAGCAGCCCAUUUGCCAUAUCUACCAUUACUAGACCUUCAUCAGCCAUUGUACAAACACAGCAGCUCCUUAUUUCCUCUCAUUCAAAUGUUGGCGCAAGUCCUGAAACGUCAAGACCAACCCACUCAUAUGAUUCAUUCUCCCUUGUCGGUAGAGGAACUGAUUUCAGGAGACUGUCUGCUGCCAGCUAUGUGGCAUUGGAAGCCAAAGAAAUUUUGUUCAAAAGUGAACAACCAGUAAAACCACCAACAUCCGCUCCUCCGUCUAUAUUAGUGAAGCCAGACACACCCAAGAGCAGCUCCGAUAAGCAGGUGAAGACUGUAAGAUUUAUGAACUUUAGUCCCCCUCCGUUAAAACGACACAGUGCUCAGUUUCCACAGGAUAAUGGGAAAAGUGAACAAAUUUCCACUGAGUCACCCAAACCGGAGCCAACUCCUACUCCUGAAACAACAAUAUCUACAGUGCAACGAGCCUCCUCAAGUUUUGUCCAGCAAACAGAAAACAGAAGAGUACAAAGAUUAAAAAGUUCAACCAAUGACCAUCCUUCAUUAUCCCUUCCCAGCAAAAGAACCCUAAAUGAUAAUUCUAAAAGGUGGAGUGCAGUCUAUCAGACCCAGGAUGUCCUUUCAACCUAAUGUCUCUUAAUGCCUCUAGUGUUUAUACAGAGCUGUUGAUCUUUUAACUUAACAUGCUACAUCAAGUAAACAAAUAAUUGUGUGUGUAUGUAUAUAUUUAUGUAUAUGUGUGUAUAUAUAUAUAAUCAAUUUAUGUUGUUGUAAAGGACAUACAGUGCCAAACAAAGGCAUGCUGGCAGCUUCAGUUACACACGUCUCGUCUUCAACUCAUUUAUUUUAUCUUGUGUCAGACAUUCUGUCAUGUACUUUGCAGC